This is a messenger RNA of Rosa chinensis, 1779 nucleotides long. RefSeq lists its product as uncharacterized. Gene Ontology annotation, biological process: DNA integration. Gene Ontology annotation, molecular function: nucleic acid binding; RNA-DNA hybrid ribonuclease activity. The record is from RefSeq and is a predicted model, not a curated record. Bases 1 to 1779 code for a protein of 592 amino acids. The transcript is spliced from 5 exons. Lineage: Eukaryota; Viridiplantae; Streptophyta; Magnoliopsida; Rosales; Rosaceae.
AUGGAUGAUACACCGCCUAAAGUCAGAGAUCCUACCGAGAAGGUCAAUCUUGGAAUAGCUGAUGAACCUAUGGAGAUUUUAGAGGUCUACAUCGAUGACGUAGUGGUGAAGUCUCAGAAGAAAGGUGACCACAUCACCUAUCUCAGAAAGAGAGGCAUUGAGGUCCCUGAAGACAAGGCAAGCUCAGUUAUCAAUGCCACCGCCCCACGCACAAAGAAGGAAUUGCAGCGUUUGCUGGAGGCUUUCGACAGAAUCAAGGCCUACCUCGCGAGUCCGCCAGUGCUGGUUCCUCCGAGGGCUGGAUUUCCAUUGAAGUUAUAUAUCUCAGCAGCUGAGGCUUCCAUUGGCAGCCUGCUCGCCCAGGAUGAUGAGGAAGGCGUCGAGCACGCUAUUUUCUACCUUAGUAGGACACUUACGGACUGCGAAACCAGGUAUACUCCAAUGGAAAAUCUGUGCCUUACAUUGUACUUCUCCGCAUGCAAGUUGCGAAACUACAUGUUAUCUUUUACUACUUGCAUUAUCGCUCAGACAGAUCUGGUCAAGUACAUGCUAUCGCGACCUAUUCUGAGAGGCCGCAUUGGCAAAUGGGUGUUGGCCCUGUCCGAUUUCUCGCUACAAUAUGUUCCCCAGAAAGCAGUGAAAGGACAGGCCAUCGCAGACUUUUUGGCACAUCACCCUAUCUUGGAUAUCCCAACGGUGAGGGAGUUAGAGAUAGCGGCCGUAACAACUACUCGACCAGAUUUGGCACGUAUUCCAGAGUACGCCAUAUGGUAUCAAGCCACAGUUUCCUUGCAGCCCUGGAUAUUGUUUUUUGAUGGCUCAAGAACUGAAACCUUAGCAGGGGCUGGAAUUGUGCUGGAGAACCUAGCUGGCGACCGCUUCUCUUAUUCGUUCCAAUUAGAGUUUAAAUGUACCAACAACCAAGCAGAGUAUGAGGCCCUUAUUAUCAGCCUAGAAGUCUUACCAGAACUAGGGGUGAGAGAUGUUCAGGUACACGGCGACUCUUUGCUCGUGAUCAAUCAGCGUCAAGAAAAAUACAGAUGUGCAAGCUGUUUGCUCAUCCCCUAUUUGAAUCGCGCUAUUGAGUUGCUGGAUCAGUUUGAUGACGUGGGCUUGGAGUACAUCUCUCGCGAGAGCAACUUCGCAGCCAACGAGCUCGCUCAACUAGCUACAGGCAUUACAUUGAAGUAUGGGGUUCGCGAGCGCAUUCUGAAAGUGGAGCGCCGCAAGUUGCCUCCGUGGCUCGCGCGGCCUGACCCUCCUGAUGAUCCGGUCGUCGCAGUCCUAGAGCCUAUUGAUGUCGAUUGGAUCGUUCCGUUGAUCAAUUAUCUCAAACAUCCAGACCAGACAGCAGACAGGAAGACUCGUUUCCUUGCUUUAAAUUACUUCCUUAGGGGUGACGAGCUGCGCCGGCGCGAGGAAGAUGACAUAGACUUCCGAUGUGUUUAUGGCUGUGAAGCGAAACGAUUGAUGCGCGAAGUGCACACUGGAAUAUGUGGAACCCAUCAAGCGGGACCCAAGAUGCGGUGGCUCAUCAGAAGACAUGGGUAUUAUUGGCCUAGCAUCUUGAAGGACUGUAUCGCUUUCGCCAAAGGAUGCCAAGAUUGUCAGUGGGUUGAAGCUGAACCUUUGAAGGAGGCCUCUGGUGCCACCAUCCGCCAGUUCAUCUUUCGUAACAUUAUUUGUAGGUUUGGUAUCCCCGAGGCGCUCAUUUCAGACCGGGGGGCAGCAUUCAUGGGAGGUCUUGUCGAGCAACUUGUCAACUAUUUCGGCAUCUAG